AUUUUAUGUCGCCAGUCGUGGCCAUUCGUGCAUUUACACGCUUGUCACACCACGCGCGGACUUCUAUCUCGCUGCCGCAUCGCUCUGGCAAGUCGCUUUCAGCCUGCGAGCGCGUGUAACCCUCACUGUUCUAGAGCAUUCCUGCACGUGACCUGUGCGGGUUGCCGCGGCCUAUAUCGCUGCCGCGGGUUGCUCCCGAGUCGCCGCGCCGUCGUGCGAGCAACACUGCAUCUCUUACACGCCAUCGCGCGAGCAACACUACAACCAUGCGCCGCGCCAGCAGCGCCCGCGGCUCGGCCAAUUCGUUGGGGAGCGCCGCCAAGGCCGAGUCGUGGCCGACGGCCCACGGCGGCUACCCGAGCGACCGGAAGCGGAGCUUCGGCCAGCGCAUGAAGAAGUCGGCCAGCGACGGCGGCGCCCGCAUGCGCAAGGCCCUGACAUCUCCCUUCCUGCUGCUGAAGAAGACGUUCUCCGGCCGGUCGCAUAGGUCGGCGCGAAAGCGUGCACCCACGCCAACGCACGCGCCAGUGCAUAAAUCAAAUUGUCGCGGCGCGUCUCCGCCACUGCUAAAACACCAUCAACGCGACGCCAGCUCGAUGGCGUGGCGUUGUGGUCUAUACCGCUCGUGCACCCGACUCGCUGAUUGAUUUGCGCACAGGCGCGACCUCAGCGCGGACUUCGAGCGCGAGAGCGAGGGCGACGAGGCGCUCAAGCAGUGCCUGUCCACGAGCGUCGAGUUCGAACCGCCGUCGCCGCCGCCGCCACCGAGGAGCCUCUGGCAGCGGCUGAUCGACUGGGUCCUCCUGCUCCUCUGCCGGUUCGUGCCGGCGCUGUGCGACACGACGCCGGAAGUGCCUGUUAUUGAGCCGGAGCCCACUAUACCAGAGGAACAUACGCCUUCUCUGGCCGGGAUUCCCGCGGAGCAUGUCGCGGGCGUCCGCGAGUUACAAAAGCGCCUCGCGCCCUUCAUCAAGGAAGAGGGCGAGGCGGCCUUAUCCGAGCCGCUCAUGCUGCUGCGGUUCCUCCUUGCGCGGGAAUGCGACCCGCAGAAGGCCGCGGCGAUGUGGCGCGCGACGCACGCCUGGCGGCGGCUCCACGUGCCGCGCGCCCUCCAAGAACUCGGCUCCUUCUCGAAUCCGGACCACCGCCCACUGGACGGCGCGCCGUGCCGCGGCGAGUGGACCUGGCGGCGGUCGGCCGUGGCCGACGUGACGACGGUGCGUGGACGGAUCGCGCAGAACGCGGGCACGUCGUCGAUCCAUCGGGACGUCCUCGCGGACGACGGCGGCGUCACAACGGUGUCGCGGACGGGUAGGUUGGACAUGGCCGGCCUCGCAAGGGAGCACGCGCUGGACCCGGUCCUCAUGUUCCAGGCGUCGAUGCUCGAGGACGUCCUGCAGACGGUGCGGGCCGCGUCGCAGCGCGAGAAACGACUCGUGCGGGCCCACACGAUCUUCGACUUGGACGGGCUCUCGGUCAUCGCCACGCUACGGCACGUGCGCAAGUUCGGCCCGCCGGCGGCGGCCGUCGCGCAGCGGUACUUCCCCGAGGUCAACUCGUCCACCACAGUGAUCAACUCGCCGCGCGGCGUCGAGACGCUCUGGGGCAUCGUGUCCCUCUGGCUCGACCAGGCGAUGCGGGACAAGGUGUCCUUCCGCGGCCGCCAUUUCGCCAAGGCAUUGCGCGACCACGCGCGCCUCGACGCCGACGCGGUGUCAAGGUUGCCAAAGUUGCUCGGCGGCGAGGCGUCCAACGACCUGCUGAUGCCCUGCCCGCCGUUCUCGAAACACGAUCGCGCCGACCUCGCGGCGUGCGGCGAGCCCGUCUUCGUGCACGAGGUGCCGCUCGAAGCAACAUUUAUGUAAGUGACACUAACUGUAUUAUAAGUACCAACAACA
Molecule: messenger RNA, 1898 nt
Organism: Pelagomonas calceolata
Lineage: Eukaryota; Pelagophyceae; Pelagomonadales; Pelagomonadaceae
Source: the annotation of a GenBank genome assembly